ACUCACAGUUUGCGUUCGAACCGCUUUAUGGAUGUUAAAAACUUGUAAUCUUAUUCCCAUCACAAACUACCCACCUCCAUCACUAUCCUGUAAAAUUCCGGAAUCCAAACCAACGUGACGUAAAAUCUUUUCUUGAAACUAUCAAUCUUUCCUUUUCAUCUUCUUAAAAACCCAUUAUUUUAUCAUACAGAAUAGAGUAUCUCAUCUUUCUCCAUAGUUCCCAUCUUACCUCUUAGCUUCAACUUUCUUCAUCAAUUCUUCGUCAAAAAACAAAACUUGACAAAAAUGGGUACAGAAUUAGAGGUUUCAGAACCCUUAAUUGAAGAAUCAGAGAAAACAAUCAAACAAGAAGAAAUCCCAGAUUGGAAAGAUCAGAUUACAAUUAGGGGUUUAGGAGUUAGUGCUUUAUUGGGUACUCUUUUCUGCAUAAUUACCCAUAAGCUUAAUUUAACAGUUGGGAUUAUCCCUUCUCUUAAUGUUGCUGCUGGGUUAUUAGGGUUCUUUUUUGUUAAAUCAUGGACUAGUGUUUUAUCCAAAUUUGGGUUUUCUGUUAAGCCCUUUACUCGUCAGGAGAAUACUGUUAUUCAGACUUGUGUCGUUGCUUGUUAUGGACUUGCUUUCAGUGGUGGUUUUGGUUCAUAUUUGAUUGCAAUGGAUGAGAGAACAUAUAAUCUUAUUGGUCCAGAUUACCCUGGUAAUCGGGCCCAGGAUGUGAUUAACCCUGGUUUGUGGUGGAUGAUGGGCUUCUUGUUUAUUGUGAGCUUUUUGGGACUUUUCAGUCUUGUCCCACUUCGAAAGGUUAUGGUGAUGGAUUAUAAGCUCACCUACCCAAGUGGGACAGCAACAGCUAUGUUGAUUAACAGUUUUCAUACAACUACUGGAGCUGCUCUUGCUGAGAAGCAAGUGAAGUGUUUGGGGAAAUACUUGAGCUUUAGUCUUAUCUGGAGUUGCUUUAAAUGGUUUUUCAGUGGAAUAGGUGAUUCAUGUGGGUUUGAUAACUUCCCCACUCUUGGCUUAACAUUAUUUAAAAACACGUUUUACUUUGAUUUUAGUCCAACGUAUGUGGGAUGUGGUCUUAUCUGUCCACAUAUAGUGAAUUGCUCUGUCCUGCUUGGUGCUAUAAUCUCAUGGGGAUUUCUUUGGCCCUUCGUCUCUAAACAUGCUGGUGAUUGGUAUCCAGCUGACCUUGGGAGCAAUGACUUCAAAGGACUUUAUGGCUAUAAGGUAUUUAUUGCAAUAGCCCUCAUUCUUGGUGAUGGUCUCUACAAUUUGAUCAAGAUAAUCGCUGUAACUGUAAAAGAGAUGAGCAAUAGUAUGAGCAAAGAGAAGCUUCCCAUUAUGCAAGAAAUUCCUGGUUCGAAGGAUUCCCAAAUGCUUCUUGAGCAAAAGAGAAGGGAUGAGAUAUUCUUGAAAGACCGGAUACCCUCCUGGUUUGCUGGGGCAGGAUAUGUAGGACUUGCUGCAAUAUCCACUGCUACAAUGCCGGUUUUGUUUCCACCAUUGAAAUGGUAUUUAGUACUUGGCGCAUAUGUAAUUGCACCCGCUCUUGCCUUCUGUAACUCAUAUGGAACAGGGCUCACUGAUUGGAGCUUGGCAUCAACAUAUGGGAAAAUCGGCCUUUUCUUGUUUGCUUCCAUUGUUAGAACCAACGGCGGGGUAAUAGCUGGUUUGGCAGCUUGUGGCGUAAUGAUGUCAAUUGUCUCCACAGCUGCUGAUCUUAUGCAAGACUUUAAGACGGGUUACCUCACCUUUUCUUCUGCCAAAUCUAUGUUUGUGAGCCAGUUGAUUGGAACUGCCAUGGGUUGUGUAUUAGCCCCUCUAACAUUUUGGCUAUAUUGGACUGCUUUUGACGUUGGUUCACCUGACGGUCCUUACAAAGCACCUUACGCUGUAAUAUUCAGAGAAAUGGCAAUUCUAGGAGUCGAGGGCUUCUCAGAACUUCCAAAACACUGUCUCGCUCUUUCUUGUGGCUUCUUUGUUGCUGCCAUUGUCAUAAACUUGCUAAGAGAUGUUACUCCAACCAAAGUCUCGAGAUUUAUCCCAGUUCCAAUGGCCAUGGCUGUUCCGUUCUACAUUGGAGCAUACUUUGCAAUCGAUAUGUUUGUAGGGACCGUUAUUCUGUUCGCAUGGGAGCAGAUAAACCGCCAAGAUUCCGAGGAUUAUGCAGGAGCUGUGGCUUCGGGUUUGAUUUGUGGCGAUGGAAUAUGGACUAUACCAUCCGCUAUCCUUUCUAUUUUCAGGAUUAAUCCCCCAAUCUGCAUGUACUUUGGACCAGCUGUUACCAGUGGAACAUAAGUUCAUCUUUGCGCUGCCUUUGAUCCUUUCAGAACUGUAAAUACGCUAAGUUUCCCUCUGCAGUAGACAUUACACGUUCAAGCUAUAUACUGUGCUGUGGCUCUGACAUUACUAUCUGUUGUUUAUAGACAUUAGUUCCUUUAUGUAAAUGCUAUAUGGGGAGGUUGAAAAGUAUACCACUCAAGUUCAUUUCAA
Molecule: messenger RNA, 2490 nt
Organism: Amaranthus tricolor (Joseph's coat)
Lineage: Eukaryota; Viridiplantae; Streptophyta; Magnoliopsida; Caryophyllales; Amaranthaceae
Product: probable metal-nicotianamine transporter YSL6
Exons: 7
Coding region: 286-2295 (669 amino acids)
Cellular component (GO): vacuolar membrane
Molecular function (GO): oligopeptide transmembrane transporter activity
Source: RefSeq, a predicted model, not a curated record